Molecule: messenger RNA, 1023 nt
Organism: Striga asiatica
Lineage: Eukaryota; Viridiplantae; Streptophyta; Magnoliopsida; Lamiales; Orobanchaceae
Source: the annotation of a GenBank genome assembly
AUGAACCCAAAUUCGAUCAUGAAGCAUUUCUUAAUGCAACCUAUUCUCGUGAAAAAUCAUAUGCCGCCCGCUAAAAAAUUACGUGAUAAUUUUGAAUUUGAUCCAUCUAUGAGUGGAAUGGGUAUGGGUAGAAGAAAAUUACAUGAGGUUCAUAUAAUGUUAAGUGAUUCGUCUAUAGAAACCCCACUAGGCUUAAAGAAAGAAGGCGAAAGAGUGGUAUAUACAAAAUCAAAUGCUUUCAAUGCUUCUAAAGAAGAUUUUAGUAUUGAAAAGAAGAAUGUUUUGAAGUACAUAUUCGAUAUAAACCACAACCAUAAAAGAAUUUGGAGAGAGAAUACAGUUAAAACAACUAUAGACUUCAAAGUGUCCAAGCGCAAAAGUAAGUUUAUUUAUAUUUUAAAUCUAUACACUUGUAUGCUGACGUGGGAUAAUCGAAACGAUGUCUCUAAAAUAUCGGCUAGAAAUUGGUUUAUGCCAACCUAUCAAUACAUUAUUGAAAAGAAGAAGGGUUGUGAUGCUGAUAGCAUAUAUCGUUAUUUCUCGUGUGAGGAUAUAUAUGACGGGGAUAUUCAAAAAUGCGAAAAGCUAACUUUCCAUAAUUUUGAUGCAUUGUUGACAAUUUUAUUGGUUGUGAUUUUAUUUAUAAAAUUUCAUUGUCAUCCAGCUCAAAGAUUGGUUGUGGUACAACGUAUAGUAUCAAUAUUUAUGAAUUCCUACGAAAAUAGCUCAAUGGGCACAACAAAAAAAGAAUUUGAUCCAAUAUGUUGGAAAUACUAUACAUGGUUGUUGAUUACAUUGUUGUAUUGCAGUUGUGAUUGUGGAUUAUUCACAAUAAGGUUCAUGCAACUAUACGACAAGCCACGGGCCGAGAUGUAUUUCAAUAUUAAAAAUUCAUAUUUGGAGAGAAUGAAAACAACUAUUGAGAUAUUCCACCAUGAAGCAAAUCAAGCCAAGGAAGAGAUAAUUAGAAAAAUAGUGCACUCUUCGGAAGUUGUGAGUCCAGCCUUUGGUGCAACUCCUUAA